UGGUCAACAGCGUGAACCUCAGAACGAUAUCUUCAGUAUGCUUGCAGCAACAAGUUCCGCGUCGUCCUCGCGCCCGAUAACGCCUUCAUACUCUCCUCAACCAGUGCAGAAGACCACAAGUCUCGGAGCCCCCGUGCCCCCAAAUGCUGGACUGAAGCCGAUGCAGAAGUCAGCUAGCAGCGGAGGUGAUGCAUUUGGGGACUUGUUGAGAGGAACGAUAGCCGGUUCGUCAUCCACAGCAAACUUAACUAUGGCGCAACGGGCUGCACUGGCGGAGAAGCAGAGGAAGGAGCAGACGCAGACAAUGUCUCCGGCGACUCAGUCCUCAGCCUGGGUGGGCCUCGAUGCAUUAGGGAGCUCCUCAUCCCUGACUGCAAGUACUGUCCCGUCGAAGACGCCGUCAAUCCGAGUAGACGAUGAUCACGACUGGACGUCCGCUUUCAACCAGCCUGCCAAACCGUCUGCUCCAGCGCCGGCCUCCGCGAAUAUGAGAGUUAUUCAGGCAACAGACGAUGACUGGGGUCUGGACGAUUUUGUCUCGAAACCUGCCUCCAUGGUAGCCCCUUCCUCUCAGCCGUCCUCGAAGACAGGCUCAUUAUGGGAGCUAGACGAAUUUUCCUCUCCCGUUGCCUCGGGCCCCAUUCGGACAUCACCAGGUCACAAUGUCAGGUCCUCGACUCCCGGAAGUUUUGACUUCGGCGACCGUGAAGAUGGGUUACUCAACGAUGCGUCAGGCGAUGAGAACGACAUUCUUGGGGAACUUGGAAGGCCCGUGCAACCUGAGCUCACGCGACCAAUGGAUGCUCCUGCUACACGGGCGACGCCAUCACCUCAUCCACCUGUUGCCCAGUCGCGGUCACGAGCAGUCUCACCUCCACCACAUGUGUUGGGACAGAUCGUCGAGAUGGGCUUCUCUAUACAGCAGGCUCGUGUUGCAUUGACUGCCACAGACACUGGUUUAGAUGUCCAAGCUGCACUGGAAAUGCUUCUCUCGAAUGGCGCCGCGUCGUCAUCGACUCCGCCUCCGGAACCUCCAAGCCGCGAGCGCCCUAGAGAGCGUAGAGACGAAGAUCCUGCUUUAUCUGGUCAGCGAAUACCUGGUCGCCGAGACAAACGACGAGAACAACCAUCGCGCGAGAGCUCCGGUCCCGGAGAGCGCAACUUGCAAGAGCAAGCCGACAAGCUGCUCGCUCAGGCGAGCGAGAUCGGACUUAGUGUGUUUAGUCGUGCGAAUGCGUUGUGGAAACAAGGCAGGGAGAAAGUACAGCAAGUAUACGAGGAGAGGGCAGUCGCACCAGGUGCUGAUUCCAGGGGUUCAAGGCAAGACGGUCGGCCGAGGUGGAUGCAAGAGGGUUCCAGAGAAGAGGGUGAGGGUGGCCCAGCCGACCAUCCCGGCGGAUUCCGGGAUAGUGACGAGGACGUGCCUGUACCCGCGAAGUAUGUUGAACAGCGCCGCAGGUCUACAGAGCCCAAGGUUACACCCUCACAACGACCUCGAGAGGAAACUCCCCCCAAAGUCAAGACGGCUGAUUUACUCUCGGAGGAUGCACCGUCGGUGUAUGUCUCUCCGUACCGCCGAAAGACUCCUGCUCGCUCUCAAUUAUCCACUCCUGCCGAGCUUGUGUCAAGACAAGCACCACCCAAAGCACCCGAGCCUGCUCCUCUCGUUCAGAGGAAGACAGUACCCGCUUCGCCAUCGGAGAUCGCCACCUCUGCCAAACACAAAGCGGCCGGGACAGAAAUGUUCAAACUUGGUCGCUACGCCGAAGCAGAAACGUCAUACUCGUACGCCAUCGCCGCACUGCCUGAUUCUCACCUCCUCCUCGUGCCGCUCUAUAACAAUCGUGCCCUCACGCGUAUCAAAACUGGGGACUACAAUGGUGCGAUUGAGGACUGCACGACCGUGCUCAAGAUCAUCGGCUCUGGCUACCACCCCGCGCGGGAGGCCAGGGUCACGAACGACGAUGAGGGCGCGGGCGCCGACCUCGCGGACGCGUACAUCAAGGCUCUGCGCAGGCGGGCAGAGGCCUACGAGGGGAAGGAGAAAUGGGACAACGCACGCAAGGACUGGGAGGCGAUCGCCGCGGCGGAGUGGGCAGGCAAGGCGCGGAAUGAGGCCGCGCAGGCUGCCGGGCGCUGCAGGCGUAUGCUCAACACCGACCCUGGUACACCCGCUUCGUCUGCUGCUGCCGCGCCAUCCAAGCCUAAGCCGCAGGCGAGACCACGGCCGGUGCAGCGCGUGCCAACGCCACCCUCUGAGGCGCUUAACCGUGUGCGCGAGGCGAACCAGGCUGCGGAGGCCGAGGACCAAGAGCGGCAUGCAUUGAAGGACGAUGUCGACGCUCGGCUGAUGGUAUGGAAGGGCGGAAAGGAGACGAAUCUCCGUGCUCUCGUUGCGAGCCUGGACUCCGUCCUGUGGCCGGAGUUGGGCUGGCAGAAGGUCGGGAUGCACGAGCUGGUCACCCCGGCGCAGGUGAAGAUCAGGUACACGAAGGCGAUUGCGAAGUUGCAUCCUGAUAAGCUAAACACACGCAACACUACAUUGGAACAGCGGAUGAUUGCGAACGGAGUAUUUGGGUCUUUGAAUGAGGCCUGGAAUGCUUUUAAGCAGUAGAAAGUGUUGAUUACGUGUAGCUCACCUAUAACAUGAUCUAGACGAGGUGUAUCUCUGCGAUAUGACUGUAUCCAAUAUACUCUUCCUGAGGGCUGUUCCGACAACC
This is a messenger RNA of Phanerochaete carnosa HHB-10118-sp, 2720 nucleotides long. RefSeq lists its product as uncharacterized. Bases 305 to 2614 code for a protein of 769 amino acids. Gene Ontology annotation, cellular component: cytoplasm; intracellular membrane-bounded organelle; vesicle. Gene Ontology annotation, biological process: clathrin-dependent endocytosis; clathrin coat disassembly. The record is from RefSeq and is a predicted model, not a curated record. The transcript is spliced from 3 exons. NCBI's taxonomy places the organism in Eukaryota, Fungi, Basidiomycota, Agaricomycetes, Polyporales, Phanerochaetaceae. Gene Ontology annotation, molecular function: clathrin binding.